UGCCUAUUCACAUUUAUAAUAAUCAUUUAAUUUGACACAACUGAACAAAUGUGUUGAAUAUUGUUGCGAUUUCGUAUGUCAACUAAGAAUAUCGUUCUAUGCAUUUGACAGACGCAUACGGUUGCACCAAUACAAUGACAACCAUUUUUAUCGUACAGUUUGUACACAAAUUGGCUUGCGUAUGAGCGUGCGACAUGCGAUGUGACGUGCGGCAAACAUCAACGUUACUGCUUUUGAGUGAAAUCACAUACAAUUCAGAAUAUCGGCCGGUUUUGAUAAGACAGAAACAAUUUAUUUUUCAAAUUCCGUCAAAAUGCUGGAAGUUUGUGUUGAUUCUUUCGAAUCGGUAAAAGCAGCCGUGGAAGGAGGUGCAAAUCGCAUUGAAUUAUGUUCAGCUUUGAGUGAAGGUGGUCUUACACCAUCAGUUGGUUUGUUAAAAAUCGUUAAAUCUCAUUUUCCAGAAACAAAAGUAUUUGCAAUGCUUCGUCCGCACGGUAAAAUAUCUUAUGACUACACUGACACCGAUAUGGAAAUCAUCAUCAAAGAUAUGAAUGCAUUGAUUGAGAAUAAAGUUGAUGGUUUUGUGUUUGGAGCAUUAACAGCUGAUAGACACAUUGAUAUAAAGAAAUGCGGACAAAUUUUUGAAUAUGCUUCCGGACUGCCAGUCACAUUUCAUCGUGCCUUUGAUAUGGCUGUUCCGGAAUUUAAAUACGAGCAUCUCUCUAUGAUUGCAGCGUGUGGAUUUGACCGUUUAUUGACGAGUGGUUUUGCUGAAACUGCUGAACUUGGCCUCGAUGAACUAAUUGACAUUAAAAAGUACAUCGAUGAGAAACAGUACAAUUUGAUAGUGAUGCCGGGCUGUGGCAUCACAAUAAGCAACGCUGAAAAGAUUCUCCAAACUACCGGAUGCAAAGAAUUUCACGCUUCUGCGAAGACAAAGAUAGUCGAGAACAUUCCAUCGCAUAGCACGGAUACAAGUGCAAUCAAGCGGGAAAUUCAGAAUAAUUCAUAUGCAGCUACAAAUUGUGAAAUAGUUCGCCAACUUGUUGCUAUUGGAAAAAAAUAUUUGUAAAAAAAUGUUUAUGUUUCUUAAAGUUUCUUUAUUGAUUCUCUAAUAAAUUCACACAUAUUUACAUUAAA
Contarinia nasturtii (swede midge) is the source of this 1140-nucleotide messenger RNA. RefSeq names its product copper homeostasis protein cutC homolog. Gene Ontology annotation, molecular function: copper ion binding. The transcript has 2 exons. The record is from RefSeq and is a predicted model, not a curated record. Lineage: Eukaryota; Metazoa; Arthropoda; Insecta; Diptera; Cecidomyiidae. The coding region runs from base 314 to 1072 and encodes 252 amino acids.